UUUAUUUCCUCGAUUAAGUUGUUAACUGAACCCAAGGCUACUUCCUUUUCCGUUUUGCGUCCCUUGGCAAAAUGUUGAUUCCGAAAAAAAAUAGGGUCUCCAUCUAUGAGUACCUCUUCAAGGAGGGAGUACUGGUAGCCAAGAAAGAUUUCUUUGCACCGAAACAUCAUGACAUCGACGUACCAAACCUACAUGUCAUCAAGGCUCUUACAAGCCUCAAGUCAAAAGGGUAUGUACGAGAACAGUUUGCCUGGUCUCACUACUACUGGUACCUGACAAAUGAGGGUAUCCAGUAUCUUCGUGACUUCUUGCAUCUUCCUGCAGAGAUUGUACCAAGCACAUUAAAAAGACAAACAAGGCCAGAGGCUCCUCGAAGCAGGCCAAAAGCUGCAGAGGGUGGUGGUCCCAGGGCUCCUGCUCAAGACAGAGAAUACCGCAAGGCUGGUGGUCCACCUGAUGGUGACAAGAAGUCUGAUGUGGGUGCUGGUGCCAAUACAUCUUUCCAGUUUAGUGGAUAUGGCCGUGGUCGUGGCAGCUUUGGAGGUCAACCUCGAGAAUAAGUGUCGUGAACUUUCAGGGCUUGGACUGAUAAAUAAAAGACUUUCAAUGUGUA
Messenger RNA from Pomacea canaliculata, 613 nucleotides. RefSeq names its product 40S ribosomal protein S10-like. Gene Ontology annotation, cellular component: cytosolic small ribosomal subunit. The record is from RefSeq and is a predicted model, not a curated record. The transcript is spliced from 6 exons. NCBI's taxonomy places the organism in Eukaryota, Metazoa, Mollusca, Gastropoda, Architaenioglossa, Ampullariidae. Gene Ontology annotation, molecular function: structural constituent of ribosome; RNA binding. Bases 72 to 560 code for a protein of 162 amino acids.